Molecule: messenger RNA, 2892 nt
Organism: Engraulis encrasicolus (European anchovy)
Lineage: Eukaryota; Metazoa; Chordata; Actinopteri; Clupeiformes; Engraulidae
Gene: bcl2l1
Product: BCL2 like 1
Exons: 3
Coding region: 420-1181 (253 amino acids)
Biological process (GO): negative regulation of intrinsic apoptotic signaling pathway; intrinsic apoptotic signaling pathway in response to DNA damage; extrinsic apoptotic signaling pathway in absence of ligand
Cellular component (GO): mitochondrial outer membrane
Molecular function (GO): protein homodimerization activity; protein heterodimerization activity
Source: RefSeq, a predicted model, not a curated record
UUACUUUACUUGUGUAGUGGUGCUUAGGUGGCUGCCACGUUAACCUACACUGUGGCCUCAAACGAAAAAGGACUAAGUCUUAAAUAUGUUUUUAUUUCAUGUAUCGUUAGUGUGGAACAGGGUAGCAGACCGGUUGUAAACCAGUGCUGCAACCCUGGCUAGAAAGCUUUGUUUCCUCCCGGGUGACAAAGACAGAACACAGAUGAAGAUCACUGAAGAUCCCUGUUUCCGGUCCUUGGUGUCAGCUUGGGGCGCCUAAAGCCUCUUCACAGCAGACAAGGAAGGCUUGGGAGCGAAUCAGCCUCUCUCGGCUACUCCUCCUGGACAGACAGUUGGGACCACAGCCUCCCUGCUGUGUGUGUGGAUUGUAGUUUCUAUUUAAAGGUGGUAAAUCACCCCGAGCUCAAAGCAAAGUCAAUAUGUCUGAACAGGUAACACUCAGCAACAGAGAACUGGUGUUGUUUUACAUCAACUAUAAACUGGAUCAGAAGAACUAUCCUAAUGGGCUGCUUCUGACGACGGACAGUACAAAUCGGACUGAGGGGGGUGGGGAGAGCGUGCUGGGGACCGGUGCUGCAGCAGUAACCACCACGACGACGACGACAACGAGUCCUCUGCCCAACGGCUCUGCCAACGGGACCAGCAGCCAAGGGGGCACGCCCACGCCUCCGCGCUCCCCAACGCGGGCGGCCUCCUCCUCCUCGGCGGCGGCGGUGAGCAUGGAUGCCGUCAAGGAGGCCCUGCGGGACUCGGCCAACGAGUUUGAGCUGCGCUACGCGCGGGCCUUCAGCGACCUGUCCUCGCAGCUGCACAUCACGCCGGCCACGGCCUACCAGAGCUUCGAGAGUGUGAUGGACGAGGUGUUCCGCGACGGCGUCAACUGGGGGCGCGUGGUGGGCCUGUUCGCCUUCGGCGGUGCCCUGUGCGUGGAGUGCGUGGAGAAGGAGAUGAGCUCGCUGGUGGGCCGCAUCGCCGACUGGAUGACCGUCUACUUGGACGAGCACAUCCAACCCUGGAUACAGAGCCAAGGCGGAUGGGAUCGCUUUGCGGAGAUCUUCGGCAAGGACGCGGCGGCGGAGGCCAGGAAGUCCCAGGAGGGUUUCAGGAAGUGGCUGCUGGCCGGCGUUACCCUGGUGACCGGGGUGGUGGUGGGAUCGCUCAUCGCCCAGAAGCGCCUGUGAAGAGGCCACCGGCCAAUCGCAACAAGGGACAGUCAAGUCAGCUGACCUAUAACAACAUGAAGGAACGAACGAACCCCUGUUGCAACGCGUUAUGUGCUCAUGCCGUAUUAUGUAGUAACCUGACCACAAAACAAAAACAUGUAACAGAUUUAUACUUCAUUAUGUAGUGCUUGAGGCAUUUUGUCAUCAUUUACGCAUUUUUUCAAUAAGCUUUCCAGUGACACACAACACUUCAACAAGUACCGAUAGUAACUUUCUUCUGCAUUUUCUUCUGCAUUACCACAAGCUGCAGUGGUUAUUAACAACAUUAAACAAAAUAUAAACAGUCGCACCAGUUUACAUUUAUUCCGCAGUUACAAAAUGCGUGGAUUUACAAAAUGCGUAAAGCGUUACAAAAUGGAGUGGAAAUCUAAUACAUUGUCAGGUUUUUUUUUUCAUUUUGUGGUGCUUAAUGCAUAACGCGUUGUAGCAACAACACGCUCAGAAAUAUAUAUAAAUAUAUAUUAUUUUUGUUUUCUUUCCCGUUUUGCCAAGAAUCUCCAUGUUUACAAAAAAUGCUCCUGCCACCAUUUCCACUAUUACCCCACCACCACAACCUACCCACAAGGCACCACCACAACCUUCCCUACCCACAAUGCACCACCAUAACCUACCCACAGUGCACCACCAGGACGGCCUGGCACACCAGUGGGCACACCGUGCCUGCACCCAGCUGCCACACGCAUCAUGACCCCUGCCACUCGCUAGCCCAGGACAAGGGACAAAGGACUGUUAUUCAGUGGGACUCGAGCAAGACUAUAUACUAUGUGAGUGGCACAGCUCGACUACAGCGGAGACAAGACUAUAUACUAUGUGAGUGGCACAGCUCGACUAAAGCGACGACAAGACUUCCAGCCUAUUCUUCACCUUAACACACAGGGAAAAAACAAAACACAUGAAAGCUCAGAAAUGGAGCAUAAAAAAGUGGACCAAACUUUAAAAACAUUGUUUCUUUUCCUCUCUGUUCUGUUUAUUUUGUUGUUGUCAAUGUUGUUUCCUGACUAGUUUGUGUUUUUUGUUUUCUCUUUUCUUUUUGUGAGCAAGUACAGAUUUUAAAAGUUUCACAAGGUGAAAUACAAAGCUUGGAAGUUUUUGAGCUGGUUAUGAAGGCUUACUUAAAAAAAGACUUCUUUUGAAAGGAAGCCUGGUUUUUGGACGUAAAGGUGAAGCAUAACCCCUUUGUAUUUUUUUGUAUGUACGAUAUCUAUUUUCUACUGCUAUGGACUCCUCAUGUCUUUCAGAUGUCGUUUCUUUUUUGGUUAAUGCCUCUUCUGUCUCUCAUUCCUAAACGCUGCUGCAUCAUGGCCUGCUAAACGGCAAAGCAACCAAGCACUGACAUAAUACGAUGCUAGUCAACAUGCUAACGUGUUUUUGGUUUCGAAUCGCAAGGUUUGCAUGUUGUGUUUAUGAUUAUUUUGUUUUUCUUUCAAUUUGUUUGCUUCACGUUUGAGAGUGCAUUUUUGUGGAUGGGGAACGCUGUUGUGUGUUUGUGGGCAAGGGUGUCUUUCUUUUGUCAGGAAAAUAUUGUCAGCACAUCAGUCAAAACAAUAAUAAUAUCAAUAAUAAUUAUGUUCUUAGAACAGGUGCAACCAAGAUGAGUUGUUGUAUGCAUGUCUGUUUCCUUGUUUUAAACUCCCUAAAUAUUAAAACAUAAAAUGUCCACUUAAAGUUU